Messenger RNA from Penaeus chinensis, 1115 nucleotides. RefSeq lists its product as uncharacterized. The transcript has 3 exons. The record is from RefSeq and is a predicted model, not a curated record. Gene Ontology annotation, cellular component: extracellular region. Bases 1 to 909 code for a protein of 302 amino acids. Lineage: Eukaryota; Metazoa; Arthropoda; Malacostraca; Decapoda; Penaeidae. Gene Ontology annotation, molecular function: chitin binding.
AUGGUAGUGAUAAACCAACCGACCAAGAGAAACCGCGCUAGAACACAUGAUCUCGCAAAGGUACAGCUUUCUUCGCUGCCUUUAACUGGCCACGGCGGUGCUGCAACCCAGGCCGUGACCUUGGCUGUGUCGGGUAAAAGGUCAGCCGCGAAGAAGUAUAAAGCUCGCCGGCACUGUCAGCUGGUAUCACUCCCAGCUGGCUCUCGUCUGCCUCUCCUUCUGCUCUCGCUCUCUCGCUCUCCCUCCGUGAUGGCGAUGUCUCUGUUGGUCGUCCUCGCCGCUCUUUUGGGCGCUUCCUACGCCCAAGUAGGAUACAACGUGCCAACUCCCAGUGGGCCCGGAUACUCCUACGGCGCCCCGGACCUCCAGGCGGCCGCCUCCAGCUUCGACGUCGCCGCAGCCGAGGACCCCAUCGCCGCCCUGGCCGCCAACAUCCCCGGCGGAGGCGUCCCUGGCGAGGACUACCCCAUCCUGGCCUCCGUCCCCGACACCGGCUUCUCGUGCGAGGACCAGCAAUUCCCAGGCUACUAUGCUGACACCGCCCCGGAGGCCGGCUGCCAAGUGUUCCACAUCUGCCAGUUCGACGGCCGCCACGACGCCUUCCUGUGCCCCAACGGCACCAUCUUCAACCAGCAGUACUUCGUGUGCGACUGGUGGUUCAACGUGGACUGCGCCGCGUCCGAGCAGUUCGUCGGCCUCAACGCCGACAUCGGGAAGGUCCCCGACAACGCGGCCGCCGCCUCCGACGCCUCCCUCGCCACCUCCUACGGCGCUCCUCAGGCUCAGGCCUCGGCCCAGGUCCCCGUGCAGGCUCCCAACCAAUACUACGGCGCUCCUCAGGCUCAGGCCUCGGCUCAGGCCCCUGUGCAGGCUCCCAACCAGUUCUACGGCGCUCCCAAUGGCUUCUAAGAUUUUUCUUUCACACCUUGAUUCUGAAGAGGACUAUAUAUUUAUCUACUAUAGUAUUUAUGUAAAAACACUACUUGUCCUUCAUUUUCACAUUAAUAGUAUUACUAUCGUUAGUAUUUGUAUUAGUAUUAGUAUUAUCACCGUAAUUAUCCGUCUUUUGUGUACAAAUUGUAGAAUUUAGAUUGCAAAAUACAUAACAAACUGUA